Didymodactylos carnosus is the source of this 660-nucleotide messenger RNA. Lineage: Eukaryota; Metazoa; Rotifera; Eurotatoria; Philodinida; Philodinidae. The record is from the annotation of a GenBank genome assembly.
AUGCCUGCACCAACGUUUAUGCGUGGUGCUGCACCAUGGCGUAAUACAAUUAAAUAUUUAGAGUCUGGUACAAUUGUUUUUCGUCCAAUUGUGAAAAUAUUUACCAUGAAUUAUACAUUGGAUAAACCAAGUAGCGAUGGUUUACGACGUUUUAUUUUUUGGCAUUUAGCACAAAUUCAAUAUAAAAAUCCUCAUGUACAAUGUGUCCAAUUUAAAAAUACAACGCCAACGCCAUUUGUAUCAUUUUAUUGUUCAAAAGAUCAUUCACUACAAGAUGCAAAUGAACAAACUCUUGAUAAUGAUCAAUCGUCUUCGCCAUCGUCAACAACUGACUAUGAAAAAGUGCAUAUGGAUUGUUAUAAAAAGACAAAAACUGAAAUUCAUAAUUGGAUUCAACGUAUAAUGGGUAAAUCAGAAUUACAACAACGUAUUGAUUCAGAAUUGACAGCACGUCUAGAAAAUCCGGCUAAUUUUGGUAAAGAUUGUGCACAUUAUUGUAUGUGUUUGGUAAAUGGACAAAUGGCAUGCUCUGGAAAGAAAGUAUUGCCAGCACAUUUAAGAGGAAAAUAUUUUCGAUAUAAAAUUGAUGAAUUAGAAGAUAUAAGAAAAACAAUGACAGAUGAAGAAGCUAUGAAAGAUUAUUGGGAAAGGCCGUUUUAG